AUGAACCCGGACAAGGCGUUCUUGGCCUGUUACACCUGUCGGCGCCUCAAACGAAGGUGUACCAAAGACUUGCCAGCAUGCGGGCUGUGUCUCCGCUUACACAAGCCAUGCAAAUAUCCGGGCUUGUCUACAACCGGCUACACUGCGAGCUCCGAGGCACUUGGUGUUCGUGCCAGCCCUCCACCGGAUGAUUCGCCAGCGUCGUCGAGCCGGAACGUCGCCCACACCUUCUUGGGCGCAGAGCAGCCGUUUCCACAGUCCUUUUUCCUGGAUGCAGCAUUCACGUCACCUCUGGCGGCCGAGUCGCUGACCUGGGGCUAUCAGCCACAACUGGAGAAGCAGGCCAAGCAGCAUUUUAGUAUAAAUCGUCAAGCCAUCUGCGAUCAGUAUCUUUCCAAAGUCCACCCAUGGAUGCCCUUUAUUAGCAAGAAAAAUCUGCUGAAGGAUUUGAAAGCUGAUAAACCGGACGCGGGAUUCACGAUGCUGUUGCUGUGCAUGAAACUCAGCUUCGACUACCCCAAGGGCCAGCCCUCGACGUCAGGCUUGUAUACGUUCGUAAGGCACCUCUGCAUGACGGCGGAAUCCUCAGGCGCCCUGUCAUUGCGGAUUGUGCAGGCUAAUGUGCUUUUGGCUGCGUAUGAGAUAUUCCAUGCUGUGUACCCGGCAGCCUUUACUAACAUAAGCCGUGCGGCGAGAUUGGGAUUGCUGUUGGGUAUGCCGGAUCAAGGCUCGUCAACGCCCAUAUUCAAGCACCCAGAAACUCGGACGCUCCAUGAAGAGAUGCGCAGAACCUGGUGGACUAUUUACAUCCUUGACCGGUGCUUGCAUAUAGAACCUAAUGGGAUGCCUUUUGCUGUGUCGGAUUUCCCCUCAGACCAGCUCCUACCCGUCGGUGAUGAUGAUUGGGAUAAGGGAAGUAUAGUGCCCGGCGAGCCUGUUUCCACGAGCGUAUUGACCAGCGUCACGCCUCUUGGGUGCUUUGCCAAAACGUGCCAGGCCGUCCACCUUCUUGACAGAGUGCUGAAACACGCACAGGCAACUAAUUCCUCCCAACACACAGCUCAGCAUACCGCUAUUCUCACGGCUGAAGCCCUGCAAUUUGACCGAAUCCUCAAUACUCUGCAGCUUUCUCUGGAGAACGAUGAAGCGGGAGAUGAUGGCAAAAAAGGUCAAGAAGCGCUCUCUGCUAAAAACAGCGCCCUUGCCAUAUGUGUGUCGGCGCGAUUCAUCUUGUACGAAAAUUACGGUUGCAAUAUUUUUGAUAAUAUCAAACCCCGUGUGCCGAGCGCGCAGGAGACGCAGAUGCAGAAGAUCAGCUUGGAAGGCUGCAGAACUCAAGCGUUGCAUACGGCGCCAAUGAUUGCAUCGACAGAGGGAACUUCUCCUCUUAUCGCCCGAUGUCUUUACGAUGCCGCCACAAUCUGUGCUUGGUUCAUCCGCCAAGACCAUGAGCCCGAAAUGUACGAGGCUCUAAGGGCUAUUCUGGCUCGACUACGGUAUCUAGGAGAGCGAUGGAUUGUUGCAGGGGAAUACAUGGAUCUUCUCGACCUGGAUGGAGUUUUGAAGUUGAAUAAUCUAGAUUUGGUGGUGCUAGGUUGA
Messenger RNA from Clonostachys solani, 1599 nucleotides. The record is from the annotation of a GenBank genome assembly. NCBI's taxonomy places the organism in Eukaryota, Fungi, Ascomycota, Sordariomycetes, Hypocreales, Bionectriaceae.